Messenger RNA from Chlorocebus sabaeus (green monkey), 542 nucleotides. Lineage: Eukaryota; Metazoa; Chordata; Mammalia; Primates; Cercopithecidae. The record is from RefSeq and is a predicted model, not a curated record.
AGAAAAGAAAGAAAUAAAAGAAAAAGAAAGAAAGAAAAGAGGUGACAUCCCGGGAAGUGCGCCCCCAGGGUGAUCCCUGCAGCUCACUUGUGCCCGGGAAACUGCCUCUUUUCGGGGGUCGUGAUGGGCAGCAAGAUGGCGUCUGCCACUAGGGUCGUUCAGGUAGUCAAACCACACACUCCAUUAAUAAGAUUUCCUGACAGAAGAGACAAUACUAAACCCAAUGUAUCAGAAGCUUUGAGAUCAGCAGUGCUACCACCUCACUCUUCUGUAAUUUCACAACACUCUGAGGGAAGUAAAUCACCAAAUUUGCUGAUGUAUCAGGGUCCACCAGAUACUGCAGAAAUAAUAAAAACAUUACCUCAGAAAUACAGAAGGAAACUUGUAUCUCAAGAAGAAAUUGAAUUUAUCCAACGUGGAGGUGCUGAAUAACCAUGGUGGCUGCUGUUUGUCAUCAGAAAUAGAAUUAUCUUUACAAUAAAGGACUUCCAAAAUGACAGAUGAGAAACUGUAUAUUAAACAUCUUUAAUAAAUACUAUGAA